This is a messenger RNA of Nicotiana tabacum (common tobacco), 1641 nucleotides long. The record is from RefSeq and is a predicted model, not a curated record. NCBI's taxonomy places the organism in Eukaryota, Viridiplantae, Streptophyta, Magnoliopsida, Solanales, Solanaceae.
AUGGACUUGUCGCCUGUGCAUCCUGGACCAGUCGAGGAUCAGAUAUUAGUGUUACAGGGAGACUAUAUGUCCUCUUAUGUAUGGGAGGGACAUCUAUUAGAUCAGACUCUCAGCGCCAGGAGACCGAACGAUUUGUGGGACUUCUUGAGGCAGAGACAUUUCCAUCCCCGCGUAGUCGAGCGCCUAGAGGCUACGGGCUUCCUUACGAUUUUUCGGAUUGGGCGGAUGCAGUUUGUUUGGUCUCUUAUCAUGCCGUUGAUAGAGCGGUGGCGACCGGAGAUGCACACUUUUCACCUGCUCACUAGAGAGGCCACCAUCACGCUUGAGGAUGUUGAGGUUUUGUAUGGGAUGCAUGUAGAUGGACUGUAUACUGGUUACAGACCACAGGGUGAGGCUAUACUUAGAGGGGGCAGUCGCGUUUCUAUGACAGCUAUCAGAGAGCAUAUGGAGUUAGAUGAGUUACCCCGGUACAGCUGGGGUGAUGCUAUUCUAGCAUACCUGUAUAGGAGUAUAUGCCAGGCGAUCAUGGGCAGCCAGGCGGGCAUAUGUGGUUUUCUGCCUCUUCUAAAGGUUUGGGCCUGGCAGCGGAUCCUGUCGUUGCAUCCACCUCUACCACUACUAGAGACGGGUGUAGCACCUUCGUCUCUCCCUCUAGCUACGAAGUGGGUUCUGCGGCGUGGGAACUACCGAGGGACUGAUGCUCAUCAUAAUCUCCCCCUUGUCAGGGAUGUGUUAGAUAUGUUGGUGGCUGGACAGUUCAUCUGGAUGUCAUACAGCGACGAGUUGCUAGCUCAACUACCCGAUUAUUGCUCAGUCGACCGACUACUUUGGAGCACUUCCGUCCUGAUGAUCUUCUUCAAUGUGGUUGAGCAUCAUGCCAUAGAGCGUGUGUUUCGCCAGUUUCACCGUCCCCAAACUAUACUGGGGGAGCCUGCAUGGCUGCCUACACAUUAUCAGUUGGAUAACCUUACCAGGGUGGACGAUGCAUCUGAGGCCACUAUUGAGCUGCAUACGUCAUGGUACCACUGUCACACCCGACUGAUGAUCAGGAACCCCAUUCAUGUACUUGGCGAUCGGUACAGACCAUACGCUGGGAGGCACGAGGCACUGGUUAUUGGUCAUCACAUGUUCUACCAGUUGGGACAGGAGAUGCAGCAGCAUGGCGAUAGUGCUGCAGUCAUUGAGUAUGCGAGAGAUGGCGCGAGGUUGGAUCACGAGGCUGAGUAUGCAGCGCCAGAGGAGUACCAUCAGGGUAGGGCUGUCCUACGAGGCAGGGGUAGGGCACGAAGCAGGGGUGCCCCACUAGGUCGCGGGGGAAGGCGAGGAGGUGGUCCCCAGCAAGGGGGCAUUGAGGCACCUGUCGACCCACCUGUUGAGGCAUAUGAUGAGGAUCUUGGAGAUGAGGAUCUUGGAGAUGAUCAGCCGGGUUAUUUCCCUCAGCUAGAUGAGCCUUCCAGUAGCAUGCUGUCAUACAACCUUCAGUUAUCUCUGCCAGCAUCGCGGGUCACCCCAUCAGAUACAUUGUUGAUCAUGGGUACAUUCGACGGGAAUGUAGACCAGUUCUUUUCAGGUUCUGUUACACCUCCUUUUUUCCUACACCCGCGUAAAGGGAUGUAUAUGGAGUUUUUCCAAUUAAAGUGA